Malassezia sympodialis ATCC 42132 is the source of this 2727-nucleotide messenger RNA. RefSeq lists its product as uncharacterized. Gene Ontology annotation, molecular function: ATP binding; hydrolase activity; protein kinase activity. Gene Ontology annotation, biological process: protein phosphorylation. NCBI's taxonomy places the organism in Eukaryota, Fungi, Basidiomycota, Malasseziomycetes, Malasseziales, Malasseziaceae. The record is from RefSeq and is a predicted model, not a curated record.
AUGAAGGAAAAGUACGAUGUGCUUGAUGAAAUCUUGGGCCAAGGCACUUUCGCCAUCGUUAGAACAUGUGUGGAGAAGGAAACAGGUGCAAAAAGAGCUGUGAAGAUUAUUGCAAGGAAUCCGUUUAACUGCAAGGAUGUUGGCGAUGAAUCGGAAGUGCUUCCAGCGCGAAUGGCCCGUGAUGAGGUACAGAUCUUAUCGAAGGUGGAACAUCCCAAUGUGAUCCGACUAUGGGACCUGUAUGAAACCAACGAGGCAUUAUUUAUCGUAAUGGACCGAUACACAGAAGAAUUGUUCGGCUGUAUCGUCCAACGAACAAGUUUUACCGAGGCGGAUGCCCAGCGCGUGAUGCGCCAGCUCCUGUCAGGCGUGGCCUACCUGCAUGAUUGUGAGAUUGUGCACCGUGAUCUCAAGCCAGAGAAUAUUCUCGUUGCUAAUCGCAAUGAUAUAUUCGAAAAGAUGGUCAUCUCUGACUUUGGCCUCGCUCGUAUCAUGCCCCAAGAGAGACUGCUGCUCACAUCGUGUGGGUCGCCUCAAUAUGUCGCCCCCGAAGUGCUGCUCGGCGUGGGUUAUGACAAGUUGGUCGAUAUAUGGUCGUGCGGGGUGAUUGCCUAUGCCCUGCUUGGCGGGUAUACACCGUUCAUGGCACCUGAACUGAGCGACAUAUUUGACAAAAUUGUCCACUUCGAUUACAAGUUCCAUGAACCCUACUGGUGCACGCAAUCUGAAGCAGCCAAAGACUUUAUUCGACGGUGUCUAUGCCAUAAAUCCGAGCGGAUGACAGCCCAUGAAGCCUUGAUGCACCCUUGGUUGGUUCAACCGACGCAGCAGCCAGACCAUCCGUCUCCCGAACUCAACCGCCCUACGCUUCCAGAAGAGCAUUCACAAGCACCUCAGGCCAGCAUUUUGUCUGCUCAGGUUGAUGGACUGGAAGAGCUGCAGCGUAUGCGCAAGCGCCUUCGUGCAGACUCGGAUGCGAGCUUCUCCAUCGUCGACGAAUUUAUUAAGCGGCUUCGGCAUCAGCUAGACGAGUCACCAGCAUCAGUGCCGGGAAUGGGAGAUGUGGAUGCAAAGAGUAAAGCCUCUUUGCUGGAGAAGGAUACAGGGGCGUUGGAAGACAAGAAGAAUGACUCUAGUGCUUCUUCAUACACACGGCACUAUAUCCGCGACUCCUCGUCCGAUGUCACUCAGGAUAGCAGUGCAAACACUAUACAAAUUCUGAACAAGUUACUGGAGCAAUAUCGAACUGGGAAACUGCCCGCCUACUCCCGCGUGGAUCCUGAGGCUGAGUUGCGACCACAAGAAAGCCUCACUGUGACGAAGGCCCUCAAAGCUGUCCCGGCACUGUUUAACCAGGGUUUAUCCAUUGGCAGUGCUAUUGUAUCACAUGUGAUCUAUGGACCUCCCAAAAAGUCAUGGGGCGUGGAAAUGUCGAUUCUCACGCGCACCAUCCGGGAGAUUGCGGAGCGGCACAGUGGUUUAGCUACCAUUCAAGGACUACAGAAGGGACUGGAAUUACUGCGGUUUUUGCCGAUCCCUGAUGACGGUUUGAUUACUCCUGUCACGUUCAAAGUCAAACGACGUAACUUGAAAGGCUUUUUAAAAUCGGAAGACACACAAGAAACCGGUAAGCGGGAGCUGACAGGAGAAUGGAUUGUUGGUAAACACACCUGGCGUCGACUGCAAGCGGAAUGGCAGAGCGGGAAACGAUCGCGAACUGAGCGUGUGAUUUUGUAUGUGCAUGGAGGUGCCUACUACGUUAUGUCUGCGACAACACACCGGCCGAUCACAAUUGCCCUUAGCAAGUAUUGUGAGUGCCGCGUCUUUUGCAUCAACUACCGCUUGGCACCCGACACGGUAUUUCCUGGUGCCCUGUUAGACUCUGUCUACGCCUACUUCCGCCUGACUGAUGACCUACAUAUUCCUGCCAACAAUAUCGUGUUGGCAGCGGACAGUGCUGGGGCUGGUCUGGCGAUCGCUUUGAUGAUGUAUCUGCGAGACAAUGCAUACCCCUUGCCGAGCGGUGCGAUUUUAAUGAGCCCCUGGGUGGAUUUGACACUUUCGUGCGACUCAUGGGAGACCAACAAGGAAUUUGACUACUUACCGCGGCCGGGCACAGGCGACCAUAUGAAUCCGGUGAAUGCUUAUCUAGGGCCUAACAUGAGCAAGUAUCUCAUGCAUCCUUAUGUGAGCCCACUAUUCGGCGACAUGCAUGGCCUCCCACCAAUGCUCAUACAAACGGGCGAUGCAGAGGUGCUGCGUGACGAGAAUGUGCUUUUCGCCCACAAGUGCGCCCUGGUAGGUGUGCCUGUGCGCCAUGAGAUUUACGAAGACUGUGUGCACGUCUUCCAAUUCUUUCUUUUCUUGGAGGCUAGCCGGAAAGCAUUUCAGAGCAUGCGGCACUUUAUCCGCACAGCGCUGGAUAAGAGACCAAAGCGCCGGGCGACCCUGGUCUCGGAGAACACUCGCGAACAACUCGACAGUGAAAUGUCGGGUGCCAACCAAGAGCAACAGGCCCAGCCCGCUACACCGGGGUCGCCAUCGUCACUCCAGUUCCGUGCUGAAGACCUGGAUAACCUAGACAGCCCCCAUCAGGUCUUGUCAGGGGUGCAUCCAGAAACUGAAGAAGAUACGGAAACGUGGGAUUUGGACGGAGAUGACGCAAGGGAACAGGACGAGCAAAACAAGGCUACCCUGACCCAGGAGCCGGAGUCCAUCACCGAAUAG